AUAUAGGUAUGAAUAUGUCAUUGUUCCCUUCCCUCUCACACCAAACUCAUCGAACAAGGAAAAUAAAGGAACUCAGUUUUCAGUGAAGUUAGUUAGUUAGUUAUUGAAAGACAAGACAUGACGAAGCUGGUGCCUGUUUGUGUCUGCUACAUCACUUUGUUCUCGAUCGCUUCUGUUGUCUGCAGGUGCCAUAUUAGGCUCAACAAAAGAGCACAUGGAAGACGCUAGAGAUAUGCUGUACUUCACCACCACUGAUUUGAAAAUAGGCAAAAAAAUCCCUUUCUAUUUACCUCCUUCGACCCCUCCUCUAUCGUUGCCCAAAGAAAUUACCGAUUCAAUCCCUUUCUCGCUCAAACAACUCCCUCAAAUCCUCGAUUUCUUCUCCAUCCCCUCAGGCUCCCCCCAAGCGCAUGCUGUGGAACUUACGCUCCGUGAGUGUGAACGCGAACCCCUUGUGGGAGAGACCAAGUUUUGCAGUACCUCCAUGGAAUCCAUGGCAGAGUUAGCCUGCUCUGCCUUGGGCAGUAGUGUCAAAUUUCUGGCCACUACCCUUCUCAAGAAAUCAAAAUCCCCCAGCCCCACCAAUAAUCUCCAAAACUACACGCUCCUCCAAAUGCCUAAUGAAAUCAAAGUCUCUAACUACUUCGCUUGCCACAUAAUGGCCUAUCCUUAUGCGGUUCACUACUGCCACUCUCGGCUGAGCCACACCAAGGUGUUCCAGUGUGCAAUGGAAGGUGAAAAUGGUGACCAAAUCCAAAUUCUGGCUACUUGCCACAUGGAUACGUUGGGCUUUAAUCCAAACCAUCGCGCCUUUCGAGUGCUCAAGGCCAAACCAGGGACCAUCCCCCUCUGCCAUAUAUUCCCAUUCACUCAUCGUAUAUGGAUUCCCCUCUCUACUUUUGCUUCUGCUUGAAAAAAUAAAAAUAUGUAUGUAUUCUAUGUUGUAGCUACGGGAGUUCAUUUUAAAUUUUAUGGCAAAUUAUCUUUAUUUUGUUUAAUACAGCCAUUUGGAAAAUAUGAGGAUUAAACUUUCGAAUUCGAAGAAUAUAUAGAGUGCAUGUCAAUUACUGUUU
This is a messenger RNA of Momordica charantia (bitter melon), 1073 nucleotides long. Its product is annotated as BURP domain-containing protein BNM2A-like. The record is from RefSeq and is a predicted model, not a curated record. Lineage: Eukaryota; Viridiplantae; Streptophyta; Magnoliopsida; Cucurbitales; Cucurbitaceae.